UCUCUCUCUCUCUCUCUCUCUCUCUCUCAUAUAUAUGUAUCCCAACAACACACUCUUCUCUCUCUCUCUCUCUCUCUCUCUCUCUGUGUUUUAGAGUUUAGAUUUGAUAUAUUCCUUCAGAUCUGGUGUAACAAUGGCGUUGCCUCCAUCUGCAUCCAAUGAAUCUGGAUCUGCCAAUUUUCCCUAUUGCAGAAAGCAGAAAUCUCUUGGUCUCUUAUGCACCAAUUUCUUGAGCUUGUACAAUCAAGACAACGUGGAAACAAUCGGACUUGACGAUGCCGCCACUCGAUUAGGAGUUGAGAGGCGUCGGAUCUACGACAUCGUCAAUGUACUAGAAAGUAUUGGUGGUUUUGAUAAUUUUAUUCAGGUUCUUGCAAGAAAGGCAAAGAAUCGAUAUUCUUGGAAAGGGUUUGGAGGAGUUCCAAAGACUCUGCAGCAGCUAAGGGAAGAGGGUUUGAGGGAGAAUUUCAAUACAUUCAAUGGAAAUAACUAUGUAAAAGUUUCAGAUGAUGAUGAGGAUGAGAAAAUUUCCAAUCCAAUUACAAGCCAGAAUGACAAACUAAACCCUAGUUCUGUCACUAAAUCUUCAACAGCAUCCAAAACUGAUAAUAGGAAGGAAAAAUCUUUGGGACUUCUUACACAGAAUUUUGUCAAGCUCUUCCUUUGCUCUAAUGUUGAUUUGAUCUCCCUUGAGGAAGCUGCUAAGAUAUUGCUUGGGGAUGCACAUGAUCCAUCAAUGAUGAGAAAUAAUUCUGCAGCUAAAGUUAGACGGUUAUAUGAUAUUGCAAAUGUGUUGUCUUCAAUGAAUUUCAUUGAGAAGACCCAUCAUCCAGAGACAAGGAAGCCUGCCUUCAGAUGGUUGGGAACGAGAGGAAAAUCUGAUAAUGGAUCUGCAAAUACUUCUGUUCUUAAUGAGUCCAAAAAAAGGAUAUUUGGGACUGAGAUCACAAACACCAGUUUUAAGAGGACCAAGGUGGUUUCAACAAUUGAUGAGAAUUCCAAACAGAUUACAAAGACGCAUUUGCAAAUGCUUGUGAAAUGUGAGGAUUUGGAAAAUGAGGUUGAUAAGAGCAAUUUUGAACAGGAUUUAAGACACAGUUCUAAGAAUUUCCAAUUUGGUCCCUUUGCUCCGGUCACGGUCCAUGUGUCCAAAUUUGGCGCUACCCAGAAUAGUACGGUGAAACAGGUUCACGAUUGGGAAAGUCUAGCCUCUACUUAUCGUCCUCAAUAUUACAACCAAGCUUUGAGAGAUCUCUUUGCUCAUUAUGUGGAAGCAUGGAAAUCUUGGUGCUCUGAAGUUGCCGGGAAGAACCCGAUACAACUAAUCUCCUGAUGGGUUCGUCAAUUCACCCACAAGUUCCUUUAACUGAUCAACUACAUAACCAGAUGAUUGAUUCCUUUUUAUUUUCUUUCAUAAUUGACAAAGAAGAGAUGGCCUUGUCGAAUGCAUUAUCUCUUUGCAUUCUAUUAUUCAUUUUUCUAAUUAAUUUAGGUUCUUCAUUUGAUACACCCUUAUGAGUGUUGAUGUCA
This is a messenger RNA of Camellia sinensis, 1530 nucleotides long. NCBI's taxonomy places the organism in Eukaryota, Viridiplantae, Streptophyta, Magnoliopsida, Ericales, Theaceae. The record is from RefSeq and is a predicted model, not a curated record.